CCCACGUGCUCCGGCUUUGUGCGGGCUGGCCCGGCGUUCCUUUCGCUUUCCUUUUCCUCUGCCGGCUUCCCAUGGCGGCCUGGUUCAGUUUCAGGGCGGAGGAGGACGAGGACGGGGACGAGACGUGCUUCUGGAGGUACGACUCCACCUGGGAGGAAGACGACGACGAGGAGGAGGACAAGGAUGGCGGUGAAGGCCAGCCUAAGGGAGCGGAGGCGGCCGCCGGGGAGGAGCCGGAGGAUGCGGAGAAGUCUGUGCUGAGCUCGCCUCGGGAAUCCCGGCAGGCCCAGCCUAGAUGGUAUGCUAUAUUCCUGAAGCUGCUAAUGUAUUUAUUCAAUACUGAGGGACAAAGAAGAUCCAAUUCGUCACCAUUGUUUCAGAGGAGUUUUAAGAUCUCAGGCAGGCGCAACUGGAAUGCAGCAAGAGACUUGCAGAGAUACAGGCAUCGUUACCCGGGUUUGAUAGAAUCAGAAACUGAUGAGGAAGAAGAUAUGUGGAACUUGAGCUUCUACAAAAAUGAGAUUGCUUUUAUGCCUCACGGUUUGCAUAUUGAAGAUCUGCUUGAAUCUUGGUGGGACAACUAUGAGGUUCUGGAAGAAAACCAUUCAUACAUACAGUGGCUAUUUCCUUUACGUGAACAUGGGAUGAAUUUUCGUGCGAAGCCACUCACGUGUCAAGAAAUUGAGGCCUUGAAGAAGUCAGAGGAAGCUAUGGAAAGGUUUAUACGUGCUUAUCGACUCAUGUUGAGAUUUUAUGGAAUAAUUCUAGUGAACCAGGAAACUGGAGAACUCAAGAGAGCAGAGAAUUGGGCUGAAAGAUUUCUAAACUUGAACCGGUUUAGCCACAACAAUUUACGGAUUACUCGCAUCCUGAAGUGCCUGGGGGAGAUGGGAUAUGAACACUAUCAAGUGCACUUGGUAAAGUUUUUCCUAACAGAAACUCUUGUUAAUGAGACAUUACCAAAUGUCAAGAGAAGUGCCUUGGACUACUUCCUGUUCACCAUCAGAAGCAAGCAGAAGAGAAGAGAACUAGUCCACUACGCUUGGCAGCACUACAGACCUCAGGGCAGCUUUGUGUGGGGGCCCCAUGACAAACUCUUGAAGUACAGACCCCACUCCAACAAGUCAAAGUUGCACCAAAAGGCUGAAGAUGAACAGAAAACUCCUGGUAAAAAGAUUGAUGGUUCAGUGGAAGAGGGUCAGAACCAGACUGUAGAGGAGGAACAGAAGGCUGGUGAUGCUGCCAACUUGCAAACUGAAGCAAAUGAAGAGGACACAACAGAGAAGAUAAGCAAAUGUGUUUCAAAAGGUGGGGAUGAUGAAGAUGAGAAAAAAACUCAAUUUGCUCAGCAGGAGAAGGAUUGCAACAGUGAGGCUGAAUUGCAAGAUGCAACAGAGAAUGACUGUGGAAAGGAGAGCAAGAAAAGAAAACUGGAUGCAAACUUGGCAGACGCCAUAAAGAGCGGACAACUGAAAAGCCCUUCUGACAUUGAAAAAAUCUCCAGUAAUCUGGAAGAAUGUGCAAUUGAUGCAGAAAUCCCCUUGGAUCCACUCUUACAGUCAGAAAAAGACCAAGAAACACCAAAAGAAGAAAAUGCGAGCCCCAAAGACUUAACAGUGCCAGAGGCUGGUGAUGCAGCCAUAAAGAGGAGGAAAGUUGAUAAGAGAACACAAAGAAAUAAAACGUUCAACUUGGCCAUCAAUCUGAACAUGGCCCCACCUGCUCACAGUGCCCAGUCACAUCCAUCUGUUUCAAAUGCUAAGACUGAAGAUGAAAAAGUCAGUGAGAAAAAGGCGGCUGUGGAGGAGAUGGAUGAGAAGGCUGAGGGCAAUGCAAAUGGUGGGGCUCUGAACUCCUCGGCUGCCUCCGUGCUUCCCAGCACUGCUCAGACUUCUCCAGUGAGUGAUGGCGUGGAGUCAAGUGCAGAUCAAGUCACAGCAAAGAGUGAUGAGCACCCCUGCAACGCCACCCUCCUGGAAGGCAACAGUGAGGCGGGUGGGGUAGAACAGCAUAAAAACACAGCAAAUGCGAGUGAAAAAGAAGGUGUGCAAGCCACAGGCAACGAACAAAUUCCAGGGAGUCCUGAGCAGAGCGUUGCAUCCUCUCGUGCAGAACAAGGCAGUACUGAGGUUGCAAUACAAAGAACAGGUAGCUCUGAGCGUGUGGCAGAGCCUGGUGAAGAGCACAUAGCAACAGUGUGAGAGCAGCACGGUGAGCACUCGAGCAAGCAGAGGUGUGCUGCCCUAACUACUGAGAGCCAACUUCUGCAAGCUGUACGCUGUGGAGAAAAUAAACACUGACUGGGCUGAUUCAGGCUCACCCCGUCUCAUUGUCACCCUUCCUCACUUUGAUAAGGUCAUCAGUAGUGACACUGCUGAGAACCAGCACUUGGUUGCCCUACAGGGGAAAACUUUAAAUUAGUCACCUUCCUCAACAAGCUGUGGUGUUUGUGUUCCUAUUUUUUAUCUGAUGUUCAGAAUUCUCUUGGAGCAACAGGGAUUUUUGCACUUUGCUUUGCUUCUGGUAUGUCCCUUUUUAAAGAAGGAGAAUGUUAAUCAGUUUCCUUGAUUUGAUUUAGUAUUUAAUAAAUACAUGAAUUUUAAUGUAAGAUAGCAUGAUGUAAUUUGCCAGACCUUUCUAUUGCCAUAUAAAUUCUUGGUUGUUUUGGAAGGCAGCACCUUCACAGUUUCCUGCAGAGGUGUCUCUUUCCUGGGGCAUUUGCCUGAAAGAGAUGAGAGUAUUAUGUAAAGAGAUGAGAGAUUUUGCAUCAUGUAAGAGUUUUGUUGCCUCUCCUCCUGUAAGAAAACAAGUUUGAAUUAAGACCAGGAUAAAAUGUGUAAUAUUAAUGUGUCUGUGACUGGUAUUAACCUUUGUGUACAGAUAAUGUUCUCCAUGGUGUAAAAACAUUGGGCUACUUGUUUUCUUUAUCCUCUGCAGUUGUUGUUUUGUAGCCCUUGUUGAAUUUAUUGAGAAUACAAAUUGUCUACGGGUUUCUAAGAGAAAAGCCUUCAGACUUUGCAUAGAGCUGUCUGGAGCACCUCUUCCCCUGCUUUUUCCACUGUGUUCAGGAGCUUGGUAGUCUUCCACAUGAACUUACCCACUGCAGAUGCAAAGCCCUUCCUUCCUUGAUUGCUAAAAUGGAACAAAUGUUUCUGUCGUUGUGUUUUCUCUGAUUUUGUUGCUACUUGAAGCGACCCGAGGGGCUCUUUUCUGCUGGCCUGCUGGAUGAAGCUGGAUGUUUCAGCUCUAACCUGCAUCCCAGUUGUGGCAGGAUCAUUCUACCAUUAAUGAUCAGCUUGUCAGACUGUGAGGUCGUGCUUGAGUGCAGCAUGUCUGGUUUCUGCUGGAGCUUUGUUGUGGGUCAGUUAAUUGAAGCUUUAAUUGGAGGGGAUAUGCUUGUCUGCUUCAUUCAUUUACAGCCAUCAACAGUUUACUUUCAGACCUCGCCCACUGUUCUCCUGCCUUCAUGCUACUGACCUCUCUGCUAGCUGUUCUGCCUGACUUGUGCAGGGUCCAACCGAGUCUGAGGGAAUAUAAAACAAUUUAGCACUUCUGCUCAGAGAGAUUUACAGCAGAGGAUCCAUUUCGUGAAGCAGAGGAAACGCUUUCACCAGCUGUUGAACAGAGAAGUCCGAUCUACUGCUUGCUCAGAUUGUUUUACUUUUGGUGCUUUUAGGAGGUGUUUAUUUCAUGUAGGAGACAGAGGCUCACCCACCUCACCAGAGAGCAGAUGCAGCAGCCUGUGUAGUGUUUGGCCUCUCUGCUACAGCUUUUUGUUUGUUAGAAGCUUCAUCUUUCAAGGAACUUGAUCUGUGAUUUUCCUCCCCAGGCUGCAGGCCCUGCUUCAGCACAUCAUAUCCUCAUGUGUGGGAACAGAAGUCUGCAAGCUUAGUAUUUAAUGGUGAUGAUCACACGUGUGCUGGAAAAAGGCUUCAGUGUUUUUAAAAUAUUUUCUUUCUUAUGAAAAGAUGGUGUUAAAUAGCCAAUAAGAAUGCACUUAGCUCUACAGAUAUAAAAACUUGAAGAUGUUGAGUAAAAAUUCUUUCAUAAAAGGCUCAUAAAGAAUUGUUAAUCGUGUUUUUUUGUAUAGAUUUGAGUAUUUUAUUUAAUGACAUUUCAUUGUGAAUAUAUGCUCAGCUGGGGCAUCAAUCAUAAAUCCUGUAUGCUAAUGUGCAGUUUGUCUUCUGUUUAAUGGGAUUUCACAGUGAGCCCUAAUCUGGAGUGCUCAAAACAAACCUUUCCCUGUUGUGUUCAGUUUAGAGUUUCGGCUGUAGGUGUUUGCAGUGAGUUCACAGGAUGUAUUUCAGCAGUCAGAGCUGUAUGACGGUCUGUUGCAUUAACAUCACCAAUUAAAGCAUGUAUUUAAUGCA
Messenger RNA from Centrocercus urophasianus (Greater sage-grouse), 4370 nucleotides. It is a transcript of the gene OGFR, whose product is annotated as opioid growth factor receptor. The record is from RefSeq and is a predicted model, not a curated record. Bases 72 to 2201 code for a protein of 709 amino acids. Gene Ontology annotation, cellular component: membrane. The transcript is spliced from 9 exons. Lineage: Eukaryota; Metazoa; Chordata; Aves; Galliformes; Phasianidae. Gene Ontology annotation, molecular function: opioid growth factor receptor activity.